CGGGAUGACACGGGACGGUGCGGUCGCGUCCAUGUGUAUCUCUCGCUAUUGUUAUCGUUUAAGAGAGUAUCUCGCGUGUGAAUACAGUGUGUACGCGAUGGAAAUACUGCAGUGAUGGAAUACAGUGACGGAAUGCAGUGACGGAAUGCAGUGAUAUAUGGAAUACAGUGACGGAAUGCAGUGAUGGAAUACAGUGACGGAAUGCAGUGACGGAAUGCAGUGAAGGAAUACAUCAGUGACGGAAUGCAGUGACGGAAUGCAGUGAAGGAAUGCAGUGAAGGAAUACAGUGACGGAAUUAUGCAGUGAUGGAAUACAUGUGAAUCACGAAUACUUUGUGUGGAGCGUCCGCGUUGGAGUACUAGCGAUCCGGAGCUGAUCCUGAUGUGCUCCGUGGAGCACCGCGAACAAGGAGCCGCUGUUCUAGCCCGGAUAUUUUCUAGCCAGGAAUGCCAGGGUACGUGUGCAAGGAAGGAUCAUCGCCAGAAAAUGCCAUCGAUCGUCAAAAGAGACACAAAUGUCUCUAAAUCGAAAAACGGAGAAAUGCAAUGGAGCAUUGUUCCAACCGAAUCGGAGGCAUCUCUCUCUGGUACCGAUAAUAAUAACAACAACAACGAUAGAAGUAUCACAACGGACGUGAGUUUAACCAAAACAGCAAAAACAACAACAGAGAAGACCAUCGAAAGAGAAAUUCAGCAAAUCAAGGAUAGUAUCGUAGAAGAAACUGGAAUACCGGCAUGGGGUCUUGUUGCUAUUUUAAUAGUGGUAGGCGUAAUUGUUCUCGGCAUCUGCUUUUGCUGCAUACGAAGAUGUUGCCGCAAACGACGUUCCAAAGAUGGCAAGAAGGGAUUAAAGGGUGCGGUGGACCUAAAGUCCGUGCAGCUUUUGGGGAGCACAUACAAGGACAAGGUCCAGCCGGAUAUGGAAGAAUUGACGGACAAUGCCGAAGAACCGGACGAAGCUGAGAGUAAGCAGAGCGAAGUUAAGCUUGGAAAACUACAGUAUAAGCUCGAAUAUGACUUUAAUUCGAACAGUCUCUCCGUGACAGUAAUACAAGCGGAAGAAUUGCCGGCAUUGGACAUGGGUGGCACGUCAGAUCCAUAUGUAAAAGUGUAUUUAUUACCGGAUAAAAAGAAAAAAUUCGAGACGAAAGUUCAUAGAAAGACGUUGAAUCCAGUCUUCAACGAAACUUUUACGUUUAAGGCUGUUCCUUAUGCCGAUGCUAUGAAUAAAACUCUGGUCUUUGCUAUCUUCGACUUUGAUAGAUUUUCAAAACACGAUCAGAUCGGUGAAGUGAAGGUGCCGCUCUGUCAAAUAGAUCUAGCGCAAACGAUUGAAGAAUGGAGAGAAUUACAGAGUGUUGAAGGUGAAGGUGGACAGGAUAAUAAACUGGGUGACAUAUGCUUUUCAUUGAGAUACGUACCAACGGCCGGAAAGUUAACAGUGGUUAUUUUGGAAGCUAAAAAUCUGAAGAAAAUGGAUGUUGGUGGCCUCUCAGAUCCUUACGUUAAGAUCGCGUUAAUGCAAAAUGGAAAGAGAUUGAAGAAGAAGAAAACGUCGAUCAAGAAAUGCACUCUUAAUCCGUAUUACAACGAAUCAUUCACUUUCGAGGUACCCUUCGAGCAGAUACAGAAAGUGCAACUCGUCGUCACCGUAGUAGACUAUGAUCGCAUUGGCACAUCGGAACCGAUCGGAAAGGUGGUCUUGGGAUACAAUGCGAGUGGAACGGAAUUGAGACAUUGGUCCGAUAUGUUGGCGUCUCCGAGGCGCCCGAUCGCUCAGUGGCAUACGCUGAAGGAUCCCGAAGAUGGAGAUAAGAAGGAUUAAGAACAUUGAUUUUCCAAUUAAGAUAUAUAAGACGAGAAUUGAUGAAGGAUACGCUGUUGAAGACAUUCCUCGGUCUUUUUCCUAUGUCUCCCGAUGUUUUGAAGUUGAUGUGUCGCGACCUAUAUACCUUUUCUAUUAAUGAGUACCGUGUUACGGAAAUCCAAGUAUACCGACAUCGUUAUCCAUUUCCGAAAAAUAACAGAAGCGUAACGUUAAGAUAUAUUUCUAUUCAAUUAGUUUUACAUUUUAAAAAAUGCUGCAUAUAUUUAAUUUUAAUAAUUUAUUUUGAAACUUUUUCCAUUUUAAAAAUCAAUGGUAAAAAUUUAAUUGAAUUAACAAAUACAGAUUGUAUGUUUUGCAAUCAAUUGCACAAUUAUUAUGUAUUGGUGACAAUUCUAUGUAUAUGUAUAUAUGCUUUGUCGUUAGGCUAAUGUCAGUUCGAAGUGGAAGAUCGAGAAAACAAGUGUUGAAAUUUCACGUACGGAAUGAGACCCUCGUUGAUAUCGUCACUUGUUGAACAAACAAAAUCCCAUUUCGCAAAUUGUCAAGUGGCAGAUAAUCGCCGAUCAGAAAUUUUCUCCGGAACGGGUCGAUCGGUGAAGAUCGAUUAUCAGGAAACGACACCGCAUAGUAUCACGCGUGCAAACCGUAAAUUUUAUCAUCAAGCGGUUAGAGUGUUAGAAUAACGAUGUGUAAAGACUAUAUUUACUUUUAUUGUCUUUUAACGUGUCGCAGGCCUUGGAAUAAACUUUCAAUCCCCAGAGUUUUCAUCUUAUGAUCGCAAAUCGUGACUCGUCGCGCGUCGCUGAUUUUCUCACACGAUACGACAACGAGAUCGCGAUCCGUGCGAUCGUAAAUCCCUCAUUCGUGCGAUACACGAAUGUCGUGUUACCGAAUUUGGUUCUAUCGUUUAUUCAGGACCAAUUAUUGUAAACGAUAAUGUACCGGUAUAGCAUAUGCGAGAGGCAUAUUAUUACGCAGCAGCAUUGUACUUAGAACAUAUUAACGAGAAUUCAUGAAAUAUACAUAUUGUUGAAAAACCGUGAGAAUGAUGUCGACCAAGAAAUAAUUGCAAUACCGAAUAUAAUAAUUGUGAUUUAUUUUAUUGAGCAUUGCAAAAUUAUUUAUUAUUGAAAUAGAGUUAAGAUAGAGAAGUGUGAUAAAGAAAUUAAAAAUUUAAAUUAUCCCUGAAUAAAACAAUUAGAUAUUAAAUUUUAUUUCAAAUAAAUUAAGUGCUUUCGUCCAAUUUGUUUUAAUCUAUCUAUUUUUAAGAAAGAAAAAAAAACAGUAGUUAUGUGUUUCCAGAAUCGUGAAACACAAGGAGCUGUGCACUUAAUUUUUACCAUUGCAUUUUCGAACCGUGUAAACGUUAGUUUGUUUGCAAUUUUGCAUCGGAAGCAUGGAGCAUUUAUUACUAUUAUCGAGCAAGUAUGUAACAGUUUAAUGUCCUUCCGUCACUUUCAAAGUAAUUUCAUCGCUUACGAAACGAUUUCCGCCAUUGAUGGCGCCAAUGGAACAGCGAUCCAGUCGACGCCAUUGCUCGCGAGUUAAAAAUUUAGUUAAAAAUUUAGAAAUAGAUCUAUUUCCUUUUUGGCUGUGCUUUUUCAUAUUAAAAAAAUAGAUAUUGUUGUUAAGAGAAAGAAAGGAAAAGAGAAGUAAGCAUAAAAGGUACAGCCGAAAGGAAUGGAUUUGAUAAGGAGAACACACACCACGUACGUCCUAUAUGAACAGUGUCACUCAUUGUAUUGACAUCGUCAUUAAUAUCGAUUAUUACCAUUUACGAGUAACUUAUUUAACUAGAGGUGGUAAAAGAGAGAGAGAGAGAGAGAGAGAGAGAGGGAGAGAGAAUAUAACGUGGCAAACAACGUGCACUGUGUAGUGUGAUAAUCAUAGAUAGAUCAUACGUGCUGAUCUCAGGAUCAUAUUGGGCGAAACACGCGAUUCAUCAGGAAAUCAAGAUCGAUUCUUUCCAGCAGGCUCGUAGAAAAAAAGAAUAAAUAUGCACGACCAGAAUAGCAGAACAAAUAUAUUGCAACUAAUAUAUAAUCGAUAAAGAUUCCACAAACAUCCUCCCUUAAAAAAGAAAAUAUAUAUCGAUUAUUUGAAAUCAAUAAUUUAGAGAUGUCGACACUUUUUGUCACCGAUCGUUUGAGCUGAUUUCAACGGGAAAAAUCACAAAAUGCGAGAGUGAUUUUGUGAAAAUAAUUAUAUGCUCCUGCGAAUGUUUCGAGUGUAUCACGAGCGAAAAAGGGAAAGAAAUACGGAUUUUCGUUUAAUUUAAAUAAUCGAUAUAUGUUAGCGUUAAAUCCCCGUUCAUGCACAUAUAUAUGCCGAUUGUUGGGCAACAGCACGUAGUACGCACGAAAAAUAAAAGGAUGUAAAUAAAGCGGAACACGUAAAAAGAGCAUUUGUAAAACUGUAGUUUAGUCUGAAUAUAACGUCCUCGAAAUGCGAUUGGCGAGUUUAUCGAAAAUGAUAUGUUUUUAUCUCUGUAAAUUUUGUUUUACAUGUGAAAAUAGUCGAACGAUGGAUGAUUCGACAAUGAUUUGGUAUGUCUCGUGACAUAAUCACAAGCCUUACCGAUAAAACUACUUUCUCUUGUUGUUAGCUAAAAAAAUGUCAAGGAUAACGCAGCACUAUACGAUUUUAUUAGUUAAAUCAAAAUGUCAGUUGAAUAAGCAAAAAAAUUUUAAGAGAGAAACUAACUGGAUGUGUUUGUCAAAUUUUUGACUUAUUAAGAUAAUAUAAUGUUUUGAUCUUUUCAUGGAAUCUUGUUUUUAUAAAAAUUUAUCGAUUAUUCCUCAACGUACUAAAUACGAUCGAUCAAUCUUUUUUUAGAGUUUAUUAUCGAACAACUGCGAUUGUGUGUUAUUCAUUACCUACAUUGUAGUCGGUUAUUGUUAUAUGCGAAAAAGAUUCUUGCACUCAAAUUAAAUUUCGAAAGAGGGGAUAGUAUUGUCCACUUUUACGGUUUAUCGCGUUUUUACCCGUAUAAUACCGCGUAUUAUACUUUGGUUUUAGCUCACGUGAAAUCGCUGAACGCGAAAUCUUCAAGAUGAUGCUCGACGAACGCCGCAAACGAUGCUCGUCGAAUAUCGAGAUUGGGGUCGAUGAUAUUUAAAACAAUCCGGAUGCAUCUUUGCCUAUGUACGUAUCUAUGACGUGUACUUGCGUGUGGAGAUUGACGUCGCGAGCAUCGUGAUCGUGGAGAGAUCAUAUCUCUAGAGAAUAUACAUAAUAACUCGCGAAGGUACUACCUUCAGGAAAAGAGAAAGAAAAAUCGAGGCUGCGGAGGAGCCUUCGACUUGAAACGAAGAUGUAUCAACUUGUAAUCAUCUCAUUGCAUAUUAUACAUACUAUUAAGGUUUAGUGCGGCAGUAUAUUGUAAAUCCAUAGAAGUUAUUACUAUACCGUAAUAAUUAUUAUGUAAUAAAUAUUGUUGUUAACAUAA
Messenger RNA from Wasmannia auropunctata (little fire ant), 5276 nucleotides. RefSeq names its product synaptotagmin 1 (gene Syt1). Gene Ontology annotation, cellular component: dense core granule; axon; synaptic vesicle membrane. Gene Ontology annotation, molecular function: calcium ion binding; calcium-dependent phospholipid binding; clathrin binding. Bases 383 to 1825 code for a protein of 480 amino acids. Gene Ontology annotation, biological process: regulation of dopamine secretion; synaptic vesicle endocytosis; regulation of calcium ion-dependent exocytosis. The transcript has 10 exons. Lineage: Eukaryota; Metazoa; Arthropoda; Insecta; Hymenoptera; Formicidae. The record is from RefSeq and is a predicted model, not a curated record.